CACCAUCACUCGCAUUCGUGAUUCCAGCAAUCAAGAAGGUGCCUUCACGAACACAAGACAAGAUCACAGGUUACUUGAAAAUUUCCAUGCUCAGCUUGCUCUGCCGCUGGUGAUCGGUCGCUGACACGAGCGUGACGCUUUGCACGCAUACAGUCCGCCCAGCAAGAUGCCGAAGUCGGGACCGCCAUCGAACAAGCGAGCGGUGCGAUUCGAUGGCUUGUCGCCUGUCUAGCACCCAACUCUGUUCAGAGAAGAUGGCUGUGCUUGCUCCAAUGCUGACAUUGCCUUCCUUCGCCCUCACCUGCUCACCUUUGCUUGCACGCUCGCAGCGCUUCGCAGGAGCGCGCCCUCGCUCUGCGAGCACCCUCUCCACGCAGUCCGGAUCCACCACUCACUCCCGCGCACCUCACCUUUCCGCCCAAUCAGCAUCAGACCAAACAGUCAGCAGCUCUCACCACGCUCAUAACCCCUCGCCUGAGGAACGCUUCUCGGUAGAUGCAGAGAGCGAGGUGGAGCCAGUGCCAACUUUGGCGCUGUUCACCUCCAAACAUCAAGUGGGCGCUGCAUUCUUUGACGCUCCUCAGCGCGCUCUGCUGCUACUUCAAGAUACUGCCGAGGCCGGACUAGAGGUCGACUACGGCUGCACUGCGCCCUUUGAUGCGCUCGAAGACAAUUCGAUGGAUUCGACUGGAGGAUCGAGCCGGAGCGUGGAUGCUCCACAAGAGAAGAUGGUGGAUACUACCAGUCUGCUCGUGGAGCAGCUGCGCCCUCAGCGCGUCCUCGUCGCGCCAAGUUGCUCAGUGACAUGUAUGGACACUCUCAAAGCAGCAUUGCGCGAGCAAGGUGGUACGCUGGAACUGGUCGACAAGAAGAAUUUCAAUUUUAAUGCUGGCAAGAGUCGACUGGCUGGUUUGAGCCUGCCCUUGAUCGAAUCGACCGGCUCUGCUGUCACGCAACUGCAUGACUCGGCGAUCUCGCUGCGGCUGAGCAGCAUGAUCAACGUGGACCAUAUGACCCUCUCUAUCAUGGCUGCUGAGGCCCUAUUGAAGCACCUUUCCUCCGAGAGUUUCUCUGCAGGAGGUGAUCUCGACGAUCGAGUACCAGUUACGAGCAUCGAGCUGCUCAGUCUGGAUCACUGUCUCUCCAUUGAUGGAGACUCUCGCCUGGCUCUGAGCGUCUUUCAAGAAGAGCAGCACGCCACCCUCCACAGCGACCGCGGCAAGGAGGGGUUGAGCCUGUUUUCUUUGCUCAAUCAGACAAAGACCGCUAACGGGCAUCACGUUCUUCGUCGAUGGCUUAUGCUGCCGAGCUGCGAUCUGAACUUGCUCAGCAUGCGCCACGACGCGGUCGAAUGCCUCUCGAUGUCCAGGAACGUGGAAGCGGUCGCAUCAAUCUCUAGAGCUCUGAGAAGCGUCAAAGCUGUGCCUAAGCUGGUCCUGCGCUUGCGGAAAGGGACAGCGGCCGUUCAACAUUUUCGCAGCGUCGUGAAGUACUGCAAGGCCCUUCUCGAAGUUCAAGACAGUCUGCGAUCGCUUGAGGCUGCCGCGAGCGUCCAUGUGAUCUUGAAGGCCGACACAGCGAUUGACGCGCGUGUUCUCAAAAGAGUCAUCAACAACGUAGAGAGCAUCAUUGAUUGGGAGGAAAGUGCCACCGAGCGUCGAUGCUGUGUCAACCGCGGCAUCGACGAUCAGCUCGACGAGUGGAAAGACCAGUUCCAAAGUCUGCCCAGGCUACUCUCUCAGGUCGCAACACAACUUCGUGACGAUAGUCCGCCGGUCUUGGGGUCACGUCUGAGCGUGGUAUACUUUCCCCAGAUGGGAUACUUGGUCGCCUUGUCCACCGCGGAUGGGGACGCGGUCGAUCUUCCUGCGGUAGCUGCAUCAGUGGGAUGGCUCUUCGAAUUCACGAGCGAGAUUGCUAGCUACUGGCGCAACGAGACGACCGAAGAACUCAAUGCGCACGUUGGAGAUAUCAGCACCUUCAUAGUCGAUAGAGAGAUCGAACUGGUGCAUCAGCUUCAAGAGGACAUCAGCAGCCAUGCGGCCCUUCUCGUACAUGCGCACACCGUCUGUUGCGAGCUGGAUUGCUUGAUGUCUCUCGCAGCUUGCGCUUCACUUUACGGGUAUGUACGUCCCACAUUGGACACAUCGCUAGUGUUGGACAUCCAAGAUGGUCGACAUCCGCUACAAGAACUUUGCGUCGAGACAUUCGUACCGAACGAUAUCGCCAUUGUCGGCGGCCUGGGAGAGGGUGCAAAUGACACCGAAGACGACCAUAGCCUCGUCGUUCUCACCGGAGCGAAUGCGGGCGGCAAGUCCGUUUACCUGAAGCAGAACGCGGUCAUCGUAAUCCUGGCCCAAAUCGGUAGCUUCGUACCGGCGAGCUCUGCUCACAUUGGGCUGGUUGACAAGAUCUUGACACGCGUACAGGCUCGCGAGUCCGUCGGUCGUCAUGUCAGCAGUUUCACGGCCGACAUGCUGCAGGUCAGCCGCGUGCUCCGUCAAGCCACAGCCAAGUCGUUGGUCUUGCUAGAUGAGAUGGGAAAAGGAACGGUUGCAGCUGACGGCGCCGCUCUGUUUGCCGCCACCUGCUGGGAGCUCUUGAGCCGAGGUUCGGAGUGCCCUCGCAGCCUCGCAAUAACGCACUUUCAUGACGUAUUCGCGAAGAACCUCCUGCCAACCACUCUGCCAUUCCGUAAGGCGUGCAUGCAGACCAUGUCUGCUGAAGGUCAGGAAGGAGGGAACGUCACCUUCCUAUACAAGGUCGCAUCGGGCGAAGCCCUCGACUCGCAAGUCGCUUCUUGUGCGCGUGCAGCCGGGCUGCCGCCUCGUCUCGUGGAUCGAGCAAGAUAUGUCGCUGAGCUUGCAGCAGCGAGCGAUCUUGACAGACUUUUGCUGGAUGAGGAGGAGCUAUUGGAAGCGCACGAUGACGCGAGUGUAAGCUCGCUGACUUCCUCGGCGCGCGGAAAAUUUCCUGCGGCUGCAUUGCGAGAAGGGAUGGUCAAACGUCGCGCGGAAGCAGAUCGAGCGGAAGAGAUUGCUAGGAAGUUCUUGGAAUGGGACCUCGAGGCCGAGUGCGCUGCUAGCAAAAAGGAAGAUGUCGACCGCACCAGGGUCCUGAGCAGGCUGAGCACGAUUCUCGGCGAAAGGAAUGCGGAGUGAGGGUGCUCGCAGGAGAGACUAUGGACAUCACGACUGGGAUAUCGACACCACCCUGAUUGUGCGAGGGCGUGCGGAUGUCUCUUGUAGACACUCGCGAGAAUGCAUGCCUGAAG
This is a messenger RNA of Ceraceosorus guamensis, 3274 nucleotides long. RefSeq lists its product as hypothetical. Lineage: Eukaryota; Fungi; Basidiomycota; Exobasidiomycetes; Ceraceosorales; Ceraceosoraceae. Gene Ontology annotation, molecular function: ATP-dependent DNA damage sensor activity; mismatched DNA binding; ATP binding. Gene Ontology annotation, cellular component: nucleus. The coding region runs from base 213 to 3161 and encodes 982 amino acids. The transcript is spliced from 20 exons. The record is from RefSeq and is a predicted model, not a curated record. Gene Ontology annotation, biological process: chiasma assembly; mismatch repair.